AUGGAUUCUUCUUUUCUCCUUACCACACUUGCUGCUGCAGUUUGCUUCUUCACGUUUUUGGUUUCAUUAUUUUUCAUGGUUUAUAGAAAAUUCAGAUUCUAUCAAGAAAAUAAAGAUUUGGAUGAUUCUUCUUCUUCUUCUUCUUCAUCAUCGCCUUCAUCUUCUUUGUCUUCUUCAUCUCUUCCAUCUUCUUUCAAUUGGACGACUCAUCAUGUCUUUCCAAGCUUCCGUGGUGAAGACGUCCGCAGAAACUUUCUUAGUCACAUCCAGAAGGAGUUUCAGAGAAGGGGAAUCACUCCGUUCAUAGAUAAUGAUAUCAAGAGAGGAGAGUCCAUCGGUCCUGAACUUAUUCGGGCGAUUAGAGGAUCUAAGAUCGCUAUCGUCCUGCUCUCGAGGAAUUAUGCUUCUUCCAAGUGGUGUAUUGAAGAAUUAGCGGAGAUUAUGAAGUGCAAGAGAGAGUUAGGUCAAACAGUGUUUGCCAUUUUCUACGAAGUUGAUCCAUCCCAUGUCAAGAAUUUGACUGGAGAAUUCGGAGCUGUCUUUGAGAAAACUUGUGCGGGUAGAACAAAGGAGGACAUUGGGAGAUGGAGAAAAGCUUUUGCGGAAGUGGCCACAAUAGCUGGUUAUGAUUCAAGAAACUGGGACAAUGAAGCUGUCAUUAUUGAAGAAAUUGUCACCGAAAUUUCCAAAAGGUUGAUAAAUUCCAUACCAUCAAAUGAUUUUGAAGGUUUAAUUGGGAUGGAAGCUCGUAUGGAAAAGGCGAAACAGUUGCUUUGCCUAGGCUCAGAUGAAAGGAUGACUAUUGGAAUUUGGGGUCCUUCUGGAAUUGGCAAGACAACCAUUGCUAGGAUUCUAUAUAAUCAAAUCUCCCAUGGUUUUCAACUAAGUGUUUUCAUGAAAUUGAAACCUAUCUAUUCAAGAACAACUUGUUCUGAUGACCAUGAUGUGAAGUUGCACUUAGAGCAGCAGCUUCUAUCUCAGUUAACUAACCAAGAAGAUAUCAAGUUUCGUCAUUUAGGAACUGCACAAAGACUUUUGAUGGGAAAGAGAGUGCUUAUUGUUCUUGAUGGGGUGAAUCAAUCAGUACAAUUACGUGCCAUGCCUAAAGCUCAAUUCCUUGGACCUGGAUCUAGGAUUAUCAUCACAACACAAGAUCAAAAACUGUUAAAGACGUUCGGGGUCAAACAUAUCUACGAUGUGGAUUAUCCACCACAUAAUGAAGCUCUUCAAAUCUUCUGCAUGAAUGCUUUUGGUCAGGAUUCCCCUUAUAAUGGUUUCGAGAAGCUUUCUAUGGAAGUUACAAUACUUGUUGGUAGGCUCCCUUUGGGACUUAGGGUUAUGGGUUCUCAUUUACAAGGAAUGUGCAAGAAAGAAUGGGAAGUGGAACUACCAAGGCUAAGGAUUCGCCUUGACGGAGAAAUCGGAAGCAUUUUAAAAUUGAGUUAUGAUGCUUUAGAUGAGGAAGAUAAAUAUUUAUUUCUCCAAAUAGCUUGCUUUUUCAAUGAUGAAGGCAUUACUGAAAUCAUUGAAGGUACUCUUGGAAACAUAUUCUCGGAUGUGAGGCAAGGGCAUAGGGUCUUACUUCAGAGAUCUCUUAUAUCCAACCAAAUAAUGUAUCCGAUGCAUAAUCUAUUAGUCCAAUUGGGUAGAGAUAUUGUUCGCAACCAAUCGAUUUAUGAGCCGGGUAAACGGCAGUUUUUAGUUGACGCUAUGGAGAUUUCUGAAGUACUUACGGAUGACACAGGUAGUGAAAGUGUUAUAGGAAUAAAUUUGGACUUUUGUGAGAUCAAAGACAAACUAGAUAUUAGUAAGAGAGCUUUUGAAAAGAUGUCUAAUCUUCAAUUUUUAAGGUUCCGUAACUACGGUGAUAGUUGGAAGAAUGUGCAUUUACCACAAGAUCUAAACUAUCUACCUCCGAAAAUUCGAAUACUACGUUGGGAUAACUAUCCACUAUCAUGUUUGCCUUCUAAAUUUACUACAAAGUUCCUUGUCAAGAUUAAAAUGUAUGAUAGCAAGCUCGAAAAAUUAUGGGAAGGAAACCAACUGCUUAGAAAUCUCAGGGUGAUGAAUUUGUAUGGUUCUAGCAAUCUAAAGGAGCUUCCAGAUCUCUCAACAGCUACUAAUCUCCAAGAAUUAAAUCUAUAUGGAUGCUCAAGUCUUGUAGAGCUCCCCUCCUCUAUUGGAAACCUCAUUAAUCUUGAGAAACUGAUUCUUAUUGAGUGCUCAACUUUGGUGAUGCUUCCUUCAUCUAUUGGAAAUCUCCAUAAUCUCCAAAAAUUGGAUGCUAGUGAAUGCUCAAAUUUGGUGGACCUUCCUUCAUCUAUGGGAAAUCUUAUAAAUCUUCAAAGCUUGGAUCUUAGUGAAUGCAUAAGUCUGGUGAAAUUUCCGACCUUUAUCGUAAAUCUUAUUAAUCUCAAGGAAUUGAUCCUUAUUGGAGUAGUAUAUAUAGUGGAGAUUCUUUCAUCUAUUGGAAACCUUACUAGUCUCAAGAAACUGAAUCUUGUGCUAUGCUUAAGUUUGGUGGAACUUCCCUCAUCUAUUGGAAAUAUCACUAAUCUCCAGCAAUUGUAUCUUGCUGGAUGUUCAAGUCUAGUGGAGCUUCCUUCAUCUAUCGGGAAUAUUAUUAGCCUCGAGGAAUUGUAUCUCAGUGGAUGUUCAAAUCUGGUGAACCUCCCAUGUUCUAUUGGAAAUCUUACUAAUCUCCAAAUUUUGAAUCUCAAGGGUUGUUCAAAACUUGUGGAGCUCCCAUCCUCUAUUGGAAAUAUAACUAAUCUCUUGAAGUUAAAUCUCAAUGGAUGCUCAAGUCUUGUGGAGAUACCGUCCUCUUUUGGAAACCUUCGUAUGUUGACGAAGUUUAGCUUGGAAGGAUGCUCAAAGCUAGAGGUUCUUCCGACAAAUAUAAAUUUGGUAUCUAGCUGCUAGCUCGCAGUUUGCAAGCUUGCUAAGUUUUUUCUUUACAUUAAAUGACUUAUGUGUCGUGUAAUUUGAUCAUACAAGU
This is a messenger RNA of Capsella rubella, 2998 nucleotides long. RefSeq names its product disease resistance protein TAO1-like. Gene Ontology annotation, biological process: signal transduction; defense response. The transcript has 4 exons. Bases 1 to 2922 code for a protein of 973 amino acids. Lineage: Eukaryota; Viridiplantae; Streptophyta; Magnoliopsida; Brassicales; Brassicaceae. Gene Ontology annotation, molecular function: ADP binding; protein binding. The record is from RefSeq and is a predicted model, not a curated record.